This is a messenger RNA of Vairimorpha ceranae, 234 nucleotides long. RefSeq lists its product as hypothetical. The record is from RefSeq and is a predicted model, not a curated record. Bases 1 to 234 code for a protein of 77 amino acids. NCBI's taxonomy places the organism in Eukaryota, Fungi, Microsporidia, Nosematidae. The transcript has a single exon.
AUGCUCAAAAGAAUAUACGGUUUAAAAAACGAAAUACAGAUAUUCUUAAAUUUAAAAAAUUAUGUUUUUCCUCACUUUUGCAAAAUUAAAUUGAUAAGCAAUUUUGGAUUUCUUAUUGACAUAACUCAGCAUUUUAACGAUCUUAAUUUUAAACUUCAAGAAAAACAUAAAUUAUUCAUAAUCUCUAUGAUGAAAUUCAAGCUUUUUGAACAAAAAUUAUAUUUGUGGAAAUAA